Molecule: messenger RNA, 486 nt
Organism: Scylla paramamosain (green mud crab)
Lineage: Eukaryota; Metazoa; Arthropoda; Malacostraca; Decapoda; Portunidae
Product: anti-sigma-I factor RsgI2-like
Exons: 2
Coding region: 1-486 (161 amino acids)
Source: RefSeq, a predicted model, not a curated record
AUGGAUGACCCACCCUAUGAAGACUGGAAGGUGUUGUUGGAGAAAACCUUACAGCCUGCCUCACAGUCCCUGCCUUCCACAUCCCAGCCUGCCUCACAACCCCUGCCUUCCACAUACCAGGCUGCCUCACAAACCCUGCCUUCCACAUCCCAGCCUGUCUCACAACCCCUGCUUUACACAUCCCAGGCUGCCUCACAACCCCUGCCUUCCACAUCCCAGCCUGCCUCACAACCCCUGCCUUCCACAUCCCAGCCUGCCUCACAACCCCUGCCUUACACAUCCCAGCCUGCCUCACAACCCUUGCCUUCCACAUCCCAGCCUGCUCCACAACCCCUGCCUUACACAUCCCAGCCUGCUCCACAACCUCUGCCUUCUACAAAGAAAAAUUCCAAAACGAUUGAUGAUUACCUCACGCUGCCCUCAUUCCCGAAGAAAAAAGGAUUAAAAAAGACCAUCGCACUGGUGGCAUGCAGAAUGUCUGAGUGA